This is a messenger RNA of Medioppia subpectinata, 1482 nucleotides long. Lineage: Eukaryota; Metazoa; Arthropoda; Arachnida; Sarcoptiformes; Oppiidae. The record is from the annotation of a GenBank genome assembly.
AUGGAUAAAGAAAUAAAGAAAGAAAAAUGUUUUGAUGCCAUCAAUAAUAAGACUAAUUCACAGAGAAUAUUAAGAGAAAAGGAGAACAACUUAAUUAACAACCGAUUUGUGAAGAGUCUCCCACUUUCUGCUGUGUUUAAUAACAUCCAUAUAUUGAACAAGAAAUGCAAACCUGAAAACUACUCUUUCGACGACACGUACAUAAAAAAGAAAGCCGAACGAUUAGAAGUGGAACUCAUUGGACAUGAUUUCACGGGAUUGGGCUUUAAUUUAUGCGGGAAUAUGAGAGACGGGAUAUUUGUGAAGGAUGUGCUCAAUAGGGGUCCCGCCAAUGAGUCGGGAAUUGUUAAAACAGGCGAUAAAAUAAUUAGCGUUUGUGUGUCUUUCGAGUCGAUGGUGUUUGAAGACGCGGUCGCUAUCCUUAGCUAUGCCUCGCCUUAUAAUGUGAAGAUAGAGCUCGAAAAGGGCUCUCAUUAUCCCACAGUUGAGAGAAAUGCAAACUUUCUCAAUAUAAAUAAAAAUCUCACCACAAAUACUGAUAAGCCAUUACUUCAUCCCUUAUAUCGAAGCCAUUCAGUCGACGAUUUGACACAAAUUACAAAAGAGACGUCUCUAUCAGAGAAGAGCACCACUUCUGAUGCACAUAAUGUCAUACAAAGAAUUAAAACACAAAUUCUAAACAGAAUUAAUAUAAAACAUUCAGUCGUCGAUCAAAAUGCAAAGAAAACUCCAGACACUGACGAACAGUAUUUGCAAAAAAGUAGUGCUGAAGUACAAGAAGUGGUGAUAGAAAUACCUCCAAUUGAGGACAGUAUUGUUACCGCCGAUCAAAUAGAUUCCGUUGCAAACGAAAAGAGUAUUCAAUCUAUUGAUUGUAAAAAUGAGUCCAAAGUCGAGGAUAAGAGGGACUCUUUGACUGCGACUGAAACUCAAACGAUUAAAAAACAAGUGAUUCCCGCAAAACGAAAGGGAAAAGCACCGCAACCGCCCACUGAGACACCCCCGCAGACAUCUUCUGUAGAUUUGUCACUUAUUUCAAGUAAUUCUGUCGUCGAGACCAUUGAAACAACAGCUCAGAUCCAUAAUGAAGAUGCUGUCAAAGAAACGCCAAUAAUUGAAUUAAAUUGCGAAGAAGUUAUUGUCGAGAGAAUACUGAAAGUGCCUGAAGAGGAAGUAAAGAAUUUAGUAACGAUGGAUAAUCACUCAAACAGUUCCAUAGAGUCCAUCAAUAUUGAUGAAAAUAUAUGUUCAAAAGAUGUAAUAUUAGUGCCAUUGGAGUCAAGUUCUCCCCAAAGAGUUCAGAGCCCAACCGGGAAACCAAAAUCUUCGUCAAUGAGUGACUUAACCAAUAAUAACGACAAAUUACAGUCAAUUCUGUUAGAGAGAGCCGUUUCGCUGGAUAUGAAAGGACAGAGUCUUCCCGAAGAAAAUCUCAAUAAUAUUCACACAAAGAAUGUGUUGAUUCUGAAUAACGAAAGCGUG